AUGGCAGCGCUGGGAAACUCGGAAGCCGAGCCAAAGCGUCGCGUGACAGACCAUAACUGGUUUGCAGCAUUUGUUGCGUUUAUGAUAUUCUGCUUCUUCUUUGUGGUGCUUGGCUUCACGGAGGGGAGCCCAGCACGACUGUACAAAGGAAUGAACUAUCAAGGAAAGACGUGCGGUGUAGACCCUGAGGUCCGAGACCUGCCAUAUUUAUACUUUCCUCUCGAUCCUCGCGAGUCAUUCGCUUCUAUCAUGAUUAACGACGCGCGUUGCGUGGCCAAGUGCCCCACUGAGGCGGACGUGGAGAGCGGACUGACGAUCCCAACUCCUAUCCGAGAAACGAGCAUCGACGCUGCCAGAACCUCUGCACUUACAGCCGAGUAUCUGUUGCUCUCGCCUGCCUACGCAACUACCCUAAUGGCAGACGCGUAUUGCAUUCCCCUCGAUCACUCGCUUCGUUCGCAGCUCGCUCCAGCUCUGAACAACACCUUCCGUCAACUUCAGUUCGCCAUUGGCUCCUUCGUCAAUUCAUGGGGCUGUGUCUUUGGAUACUUGUUCUUCGCUGUUUUCAUUUCUCUCAUCUUCUCCGCCUCCAUGAGAUUCUCCCCAGGACUCCUGUUCGGCGGUGCAGCUGCGGGGAGCAUUGCACUGGCUUUUGUGGCAGGGGGAGUUCUUAUAAAGAGUGGUUUCUCUGGUGUGCUCGACCAGGACAAAGGCAACUUCUACUCUCUUGACUACACUCUAGCCAUGUUUCUCGCUCCAGCUCUGAACAACACCUUCCGUCAACUUCAGUUCGCCAUUGGCUCCUUCGUCAAUUCAUGGGGCUGUGUCUUUGGAUACUUGUUCUUCGCUGUUUUCAUUUCUCUCAUCUUCUCCGCCUCCAUGAGAUUCUCCCCAGGACUCCUGUUCGGCGGUGCAGCUGCGGGGAGCAUUGCACUGGCUUUUGUGGCAGGGGGAGUUCUUAUAAAGAGUGGUUUCUCUGGUGUGCUCGACCAGGACAAAGGCAACUUCUACUCUCUUGACUACACUCUAGCCAUGUUUGUGGGUUUCGUGCUGUUAGCCAUUGGCUGCUUCCUUGUGGUGGCUCUCUUCGUCGCUCGUCGGGCGGUUGUCACUGCCCUGCGCGUGAUGGAGUGUACAGCGCAGGCUCUUGGGGAUAUGCAGCAAGUGUUCCUGACUCCCCUUUUCUUUUCCGCAGUCACCAUUGUCUGGGUUGGGGUGUGGCUUUGGUCCUACGUGUUCAUGGUGUCUUCUGGGAAAGUAGGAGCGACAGAGAUCCCCAUGGGUUUGGAGCAAAACGGCGACAUUGGUAUCCUUCCUUUGCACCGGGAGUUUGUAUGGGACGUUCGGCUGAUGUUCUUCGCUCCCCUUUGGUGGCUGGCUUUGUUCUGGGUGGUAGAGGCAUUGAUGGCAUUUGCGCACUUCGUCAUCUCUUACACGGCGACGGUUUGGUACUUCUCUCCCCCCGAAGGAGCAGACGAGAGGGACGUCGGAUGGUUCCCUCCUCUUGUGGCGAUUGGGCUUGGGUCUAUUCAUCACUUGGGAAGUUUUGCUGUCGGCGGCCUCGUCAUGGGGGCAACACGGCCCAUCCGGCUGCUGUUCCCAUGGGCAGCGACUAAGCACUUUGCGUCGACUGACGAUUCAGCUGUCGUUCGAAGCCUGAGGAACAGCUUUCGAAACAUUAUGAGCCCGCUGGCGUUCGUCGUUGACAGGUUCACCUCUUCAGGAUACAUCGAGAUGUCAAUAUCCUCCAAACCCUUCUUCCCUGCCAUGGACAAGUCCCACAUGCGCUUGAUUCAAGCGAGGUCGCCAGCAACAUAUCUGCAUGGGGCCGUAGCAACUGCAUCUGCAAUUGCCUCCCUAUUUAUUUCUCUUCUGGUCGGCAUGAUGACUUACUCUGUGAGUUCAAUGACAAGCGCUCCUCUCUGCGUCUCAAUCUUCACCGCUGCCAUAAGCUUCAUGAUUGCCAUGCACUCCAUGGCGGUUUGGGACAUCGUGGCCGACACGUUCAUGUACUGCUUUUUAGUAGAGUCUGUACAGCCACCUGGUAAGGAAGCAACACGAGCACUAGGCGUGAAGCGCUUGUGUACACGCCGCACGCGCCCUCAUCUAUACUCAGUUGCCCUGGCAGCAUAUAUCCGAGCGUAA
Molecule: messenger RNA, 2145 nt
Organism: Eimeria mitis
Lineage: Eukaryota; Apicomplexa; Conoidasida; Eucoccidiorida; Eimeriidae
Exons: 9
Coding region: 1-2145 (714 amino acids)
Biological process (GO): transmembrane transport
Cellular component (GO): membrane
Molecular function (GO): transmembrane transporter activity
Source: RefSeq, a predicted model, not a curated record